This is a messenger RNA of Eruca vesicaria subsp. sativa (arugula), 1907 nucleotides long. The record is from the annotation of a GenBank genome assembly. Lineage: Eukaryota; Viridiplantae; Streptophyta; Magnoliopsida; Brassicales; Brassicaceae.
AUGGGAAGGCCUGAUGUGGACUUUAAUGGACGAGUAGCACAACCUUCAAGACCACCAAUAAACAAUGCUAUAUCCACACCAUCUCUUGAUCUGUCCACUAUCUUGGAAGAAAAUGGUGAAACUAUAUCGAUGGAUCCAAAGACGAUGUCUGCCGUAAGAGCAGGUAACGUAAAUUACCUGAGAGAUAACUAUAGCUACGUUAGACUUGCACCACGAUUAGUGACCGUUCACGGGAAUACAAUGCUUCAUCUUGCUGCAUCAUCGGGUCAUGCCAGUCUAGUCCGUUAUCUGAUCAACGAAUGCCCAAGUUUGCUAAUGAAGUCAAACCUGAUGGGUGAAGUUGCUCUCCAUGUUGCAGCAAGAUCAGGCCAUCUCGAUGUUAUGUUGAAUCUAGUUGAUUUUAUAAAAGAGAUAUCUGUCAAUGUUGCAAAAAAGAUAUAUUUUGCUAAGAACAAAAACCAAGACACUGCUUUGCAUGUUGCCUUGAAAGAGAAACAUAUGUUGGUCGCUUCCUAUUUGGUCUCUGCAGAGAAAGAUUUGUCUUUCGUUGCCAACAGCGAUGGGUUUUCUCCCUUGUACCUUGCUAUUGAAGCUGGACAGGCAGAUCUUGUGACAGCUAUGUGUCACCAAUCAUCUUAUUUACGUUCAAAAGUUGCAGGAAGAUCCAUCAUACAUGCGGCAUUGAAAGCUAAGAGGAAAGAUAUCCUUACUGCUUUACUCAGCAAAGAUGCAAGUCUUAUUGACUUGAGAGACGAAGGAAGGACUUGUCUUUCUUUCGGAGCAUCCAUAGGACAUUAUGAAGGGAUCUGCUAUCUCUUGGACAAAAAUGUAGACAUGGUUUAUCUCAGCGAUGAUGAUGGCUUGUUUCCCAUCCAUAUGGCGGCCAAAUAUGGGCAUGUCAAAAUUCUUGAGGAAAUUCUUAAACGUUGUCCAGAGGCACUUGAGUUGCUUGACAAACACGGUCGAAAUAUUCUUCACGUUGCAGCAAGGAAUGGAAAACUUGAACCCAUCAAGUUUAUCCUAAAAAUUUAUAAAGAUAAAAACAAGAAAAAGCUGAUUAAUGAACAAGAUGUGGAUGGGAAUACACCGUUGCAUCUAGCCACCCAAAAUUGCCACCCUAAAGUUGUGAGUAUGCUUACUUGGGACAGUAGAGUUGACGUUAAGAAAACAAACAACAAGGGUUUCACAGCUUUGGAUGUCGCCGAAGUUAACAUUGAUUCAAGCUUUAUAUUCCAUCAGAGAGUGACUUUGUUCGCUUUGACAAAUGGUCGUACACCAAGUAGUUCCAUUCCAACUACGGAAAAUCGUAGAAUAUUCAUGAAGUUAGCAGAUGGUGAAAGGUACAAAGAUCAAGUCAAUACUCUUCUGCUGGUUGCAACUCUUGUAGCCACCAUGACUUUUACUGCAGGAUUCACAUUACCAGGUGGUUACAACGGUUCUGCUCCCAACGUGGGAAUGUCCGUUUUGACCAAGAAAACAGCUUUCCAAGUGUUUCUUGUAUGUGACACGUUGGCAAUGUACUCUUCCAUCAUUGUUAUAGUUGCUCUCAUUUGGGGACAGCUCCGUGAUGUUUCUCUCAUACGCAAAGCGUUUUUGAUAGCACUUCCGUUUCUCGGACUUGCGCUUACAUCAAUGUCGAUAGCGUUUAUGGCUGGUACAUAUGCAGCGGUAAGCCACGUCCCUUUGCUUGGUUGCUUCGUUUUGGGUAUCGGUGUCAUAUUCCUGCUGGUCUCGUUGCUGCUCCUUGUUCCUUAUGCGUGUUCAUAUGGUCAUAACCAAUUAUUUCUCCAAUACCUUUUCUACUACCCCUUGUUCCUUAUGAUUUUGGCUGCUGGUGACAACAGCAACAAUAAUGACUAGAGAAUCCUGGCUAAGCAACUUUCAGGUUUCUUGUUAGUAACUCUAAC